This is a messenger RNA of Panicum virgatum (switchgrass), 2314 nucleotides long. Its product is annotated as putative disease resistance RPP13-like protein 1. Bases 58 to 1647 code for a protein of 529 amino acids. NCBI's taxonomy places the organism in Eukaryota, Viridiplantae, Streptophyta, Magnoliopsida, Poales, Poaceae. The record is from RefSeq and is a predicted model, not a curated record. The transcript has 5 exons.
AACUUACAGUCGCUCAGGCUUAAUAACUGCUAUGGGCUACGGUAUUUACCAGAAGGUAUGGCAACUAUGAGGAAGCUCAGCCAUAUAUAUCUUUUAGGAUGUCAUAAUUUGGAACGGAUACCUCCAAAUCUUAGCCAGCUGCACAACCUACGGACAUUUACAACAUUUGUCGUGGACACAGAAGAUGGCUUCGGAAUCGAGGAGCUCAAAGAACUAAGACAUCUUGGCCAAAGGUUGGAAUACAAUUUGGAAAAAGUAAAGACUGGGUCAAAGGCCAAUAUCCAUGGAAAACAGAACCUAAGGGAACUCUUGUUAUAUUGGAACCAUAAAGAAAGUGUCAUUCCUAGAAAUGGUCAGGUUGGCAAUGAGGAAGAAGUGCUGGAAUCUCUUGUACCUCACAGUGAACUCAAUAUUUUGGAGGUACACGGGUAUGUUGGUCUUGCAAUUUCACAAUGGAUGCGAGACCCUCAUAUGUUCCAAUGCCUAAGAGAGCUCCGGAUUUCCAACUGCCCAAGGUGUACGGAUCUACCAGUAGUAUGGUUGUCAUCCUCUCUUGAGCAUUUGUCUUUAUCCUGUAUGGUCAGCCUGACCACAUUAUGUAAGAGCAUUGAUGAUGAAGCUGCAGGACAAAGUAGCACUCAAAUUUUCCCAAGGUUAAAGAAGAUGACCUUGGAUAAUUUGCCAAACUUGGAGAAAUGGACUGAAGAUAGUGCAGGAGAGACUAAUAGCUUCUUGAUGUUUCCCCAGCUCGAAGAGCUUAGAAUCUAUGAUUGCUUUAAACUUGCAAGUCUCCCACAGAGCCCAGUUCUUACAAAUCUAACGUGUAUCAGUUACUCUUUAAAAGCUUUUGUUUCCAUGAGCAUGCCUUUACACUCGUGGCUCGUCAGCCUAAAUGUUGGGUUACUGGCAAACAUAGUGAUACCCCUGGAUGACCAGCAGAGCCAAGGCCGAAGAUCUUUGGACACCCUACAAAGCUUGGAGAUAAAAGGUGACAAUGGCUUUGUAUCAAUAUUCAUUUUAUCCAAAUUGCAUCUUGCGCCAUGUGACUGCUUUGCCUUUGUGGAAGAAUUGGUUAUUUCAUCAUGCUAUAAUAUUGUCCACUGGCCUGUGGAGGAAUUACGAUGUAUGCCUCGCAUCCGAUCUCUGCGUAUUUGGCAUUGUACUAACCUAGAGGGGAAGGGCUCAUCGUCUAAGGAAAUCCUUCCACUGCCCCAGCUGGAAAGGUUAUGGAUAGCAUCUUGUGGCAGGUUGCUGGAGAUUCCAAAGUUGCCUGCAUCACUUGAGGAAAUGAAGAUUUCCUAUGCAAUAAGUUUGGUGGCGCUUCCUUCAAACCUAGGAAACCUGCCCAAGCUGAGGAAGCUUGGGAUGUGGGGCUGCAAUGGGCUGAGAAAGCUACCUGACGGGAUGGAUGGUCUCACUUCUCUUGAGCGAUUAUCGAUUAGUGAGUGUCUAGGCAUAGACAAAUUUCCACAGGGCCUACUUCAACAUCUCUCAGCCCUCAAAUACCUGUACAUAGAUGGCUGCCCUGACCUUCAAAGAUGUUGUAGAAAUGGUGGGGAGUAUUUUGAAUUGGUCUCCUCUGUUCCAGAUAAAUUCAUUCCAGCAACAGAGCCCACAAAAAGAAAGUUUGUAAUCCCCUUCUGCUGAGUCUCAACUGAGUAUGCCAGACUGAGAUAUAACUUGGAUUUUAUUGGAAGUAGUGCUCCACACAUACGCCACUCCAUUACUCCAUGUUGAUCUUGCUGCAUAUAUUCUGCUCUGUUUUUGGAUGGCAAACCUGUACCUUUUAUUAGCAGCAUGAUCGGUAAGAGUAAACCUUUCCCAAGGGAUGACUAGAAUUGGUUCUUAGAUGAACACUUCAUUUCAGGCGAAGACGCGUCCAGCUACAUGUGCCUCUGCUUCCUUCCAUUGAGAAUGCACCAACCCCUCCUCGACAAGCAAAACAUUCAUCUUGGAGCACUUGUUCCUUUUGGAUUGCUGUUGUGAUAAAACAAGCGGUGUAGGAUGACUGCGCAUUUGAUGAGCGCUAGAAUUAAGCAGCAGCAAAGAAUGAAAGAAGGUGUUAACUCGGAGAACUAGAUGAUUGAUCUAGAGAAACACAUAACAUUGUGAUGGCUCCAUGUUCCAAAACUAGGAAGUAGGAAAUGCACUUGUGAAUGGCGACGAUGGCAUGCCUGUAGAUAUCUUGAAGAGGAGACAUAACUCAUGUUUUUUUUUUGUCAUUCAGUCUCUAACUGUGUCCGCAACAUCUGCAUGGCUACUUUGUACAUAAUUGUAUUGUUCUUCAUAUGAAUGAUGCACGUGGUUAUAUUCA